Ylistrum balloti is the source of this 1503-nucleotide messenger RNA. RefSeq lists its product as uncharacterized. The coding region runs from base 1 to 1503 and encodes 500 amino acids. NCBI's taxonomy places the organism in Eukaryota, Metazoa, Mollusca, Bivalvia, Pectinida, Pectinidae. The record is from RefSeq and is a predicted model, not a curated record. The transcript is spliced from 5 exons.
AUGCCGAAAAAAAAUAAGAAAACGAAAAUUCUGGCUAAAAAAUUGACUCGUCAGACAUCAACGCCAAUAAUGUCUGUGUUUAACAGAAAGUCUACCAAGGGAAACUUUCCUCACCAUCCACAUUCCGCCUCAGAGUUAUUUGAGAUGGAAACUGAGGGUGAGAAUGAUAUUGAGAGAGUGCCUAGUCCUCCUACUGGGGGUAGUCGACCUACUUCUCCGAUUAAUAUGAUAAUUCCAUUAUUGGAGUAUGGGUUCUCCUGGCCAAGAAGAAAAAGUCCAUUUUCUAAAUCUAGCAAAACAAAAUCUGUGGUUGAAAUAGCUUCACCAGACAGUGGAUGUCCGGCCUCCCCGGAAAAUGAAAAAGAUCUGUAUUCUGAGAAUCCGUUAGAGAACGGCACCUGUCUUUCUUUUACGACACGUUCUCCUGAUUGUUCAUCUCCGUCCAGUGACAAAGAAAAUGCGCUGCCAGAUAUUGACGCUGUCAUUGCUUCACUUGAUGAUGUCAUUGAUGAGGAAGAUAGCGGCGAGGAUAUCCUAAAUGUUGGAAAUUUGACCAAGGCUAAAAGUUUAUCGGAAUCAACCCUCUCUACAAAUGAAAACAAAAAAGAAUGUUUUAAAGAAGAAAUUGGGCAGGAUUCAUCUGAUGAAAAUGAAAAAAGAGAUGUUUUAAAUGAAUUAUCACCAAUCAAUGGAAUUAUCAAAGAGAGAAGGGGAAGUAACUCUAAACGUGUGAGGUUUAGUCUUGAUCAUGCACCCUUGAGGAAAGCCAAAAGUUUGGACUUUAUUAAAAAUAUGGUUAUCAAAGAACCAUGUUCUUGGGAUGUAAUUGUGAAAAUGAUAGAUAUCCAGCCCUGUGAUGGAGAAAGCAAAGACUUUAAAUGUAGGGAGCUGGAAUCCUUCAGUGUCCAGGUGUGUCACCAUCCACAGUGUACAGAACAGAAUGAUAACCAGCCCCUCCUACUGUGUAAAGAAUGUGACCGCACCAUUCAUGGAAACUAUCAGUUCAGCGGCCAUCUUGUCUUGGAUGCCCCAAAGAAAAAACCAGGACUUGGUGUUAUGCCAAGGGGGAUCUCUGCUCCAACCCUUCCAAAUUAUGAUGGUAACCAUAGUGACUCAGAAGCCACGGACUGUCACCCAGCCGAGGAAGAGGAGGAUGAAGAGGAGGACGAAACGGGCAAUGUACGGGAGGACGGAGACGCAGUAGAUGGCAUCUACAUGAAGAAACAAGAAUUCACGACACUGCCAACUGCAGCUGAGCUAAAAUUAAAACGAAAGAAAGCUAUGAAGCUAAAGAGACGUCACACAGAUGAUGGCCGUCACCUCAGUACCGCGUCAAAUGACUCGGACGACUCGGAAGAUAGUGACCAAGGUCAAGAUCAUUUGCAAGAUAAUACUGACCCUAAAAAUAAACAAUCGAGGGGCAAAUCGGAAGAUCUUGAGACAGGAAGUCAAGUGACUUUCAGCCGACAAUCUUCGUCGAAGGUGCUAACCCCGAGAGUAUAG